CGCCAUACUUCCAAGAGCAUUUUUCGGGGCGAGUUUACAUUUUGCGGAUAAUUGUGGAAAAAGCGGUAAAAGAACGUGCAAACACCAACUCAAAAAUCGCUGCCUAAAUGUUGUCACCACGAGUGAUAAAGACGGCACGUUUAAAACGCUGAAUCCAUCAAUUUGUGCCCAAAAAAAGAGCGGUUCUUUUGCGAGGGCGAGGAAAGAAAAUUAAGUGUGGUGGGAAUCGGUAUCGGGAUUCUACGCAUUGUACGGCGUAUCAGCUGAAGAAGACUGUGUGCAUCUCAAGCAAAGCAAACAAAACCAUAACAAAACAAAGCCGUUUGGAGAACUAUGAAAUCGUAGGACCGACGGCACGGAAACGAAUUCGGCCAUCAUGGACAUGCGAUUCAAGUGGCCGCUUAAACAGCGAGCCAACUACUCGGAAUCGCCCUAUCACCACAAUCCGUCGCGUGGCUACCAGCGACAUCCUCAUGUUUAUCCCAAUCAGCAGCCCCAUCCGCAUCCACAUCCCAACAAGAGUUAUGCGCGUCAACGUCACGGUUUUAGCCAUUGCUACCGCAAGCCGUUGCCGCCGCCGCCACCUCAACCGGCUCAGGUUGAGCGGGGAGCCAUGGCGCCUCCUUCGUCUGGCGGCUCAGUCAAUGCUGGCGCCGACAUGGUCACUCUCAUCGUGGAAAACAACAAUCUGAAGCGCAUGAUUGUCCUCCAUUUAAAGUUGAUGCAGGAGCAGACGGAUAGUCUGGCGGCCAAAGACAAGGAUCUAGACGACCAAAACGCCAAGAUGGGCAUAGUGCUGGCGCAGAAUCAAGAUCUUAAGCUGGCUGUCGCCAAGCUGGAGGCUGCUAACGAGGAUCUGCGCAAGCAACUGAGAAAAAAGAACCAGCGCCGAAAUGACGACGACGACGACGACGAUGAUCACUCACUGCCACCAGCUGCUCCGCAGCAGAAGCUGAUCCGUUGUCAUGCCGAGACGCAAACUGUAAUCCAGGAACGGGAACAGUGCACUCAGACGAUGGAUAUGCAGAUGCUACAGGCGGAGGCUCAGCCCAGGAUUCUCAGUAUAGAAACAAUACCAGCAGUGCCCCGCCAUGAUGGAACCGUAACGAAUCAGCCAGCCAAUAAGCGCUCAGAGAGCAAAGGCCGUGGCGAGUUCAACGGCAAAAAGGUGAGCACCUUUAUCCUGCAGCGUAUGAAUCAGGACUCCAAGCAUCACAUCCAGGAGCAAACGGAACAAGUGGAAGAACUGGUACAUGAGGAGCAGCUGCAGCAGGAGGAAAACGACCAUCUCAGAGAGGAGCUCCAAUUGCGGGAGGAAGAACAUCUGCAAUUGCACGAAGUGCAAACUGAAGAAGUCGUAGGUGGUGAUAUUUUCCACGAUGCUUUGGAAUCCAUUGAAAUGGAGGUGGUUUCUGAGGAGUUGGUGGAUUUGGAGGAGCAUGUACAGUCUGUAGAUGCCAAUGGCCAUAUGGAGGAGGAAGAUGAGGAAGAUCAGGAAAAUACAGAUGAGGAGGAAGAAAGUGAUGAUGACGAUGAAGACGAAGAGGAUGCUCAAUCGGUGGACAGCAAUAUUGAAGUACAUUUUCAAAAUGAUGAUGAUCUCUGGCAAAAUCAGAUACAGCCUAUGGAAUUGGACACGAGGGAAGAAAAGCCCUUGGCGCCUUCGGCCCACUCCACUCCCAAUCAUAGACGGAAAUCUGUGACACAGGUUGAGGUUAAGAAGGAGGAGCAUCAGGAUCGUAAAGUUGAACAGCGGGACUCUAAUGAAAAAGCCGUAAUACAGCUGGAUCAGGAUCCACCUCUUGGUGAUCAAAUCGAGGUGGGGCCUGUCAAGAUCGCUGCAGAAAAAAUGAGACAAGAAAAAGAUGAGAUUGCUGGUCACGCAUUAAAAACGCUGCUUUUCCUAAAGGAAGUAGCUCUUAUGAAAAAGGAAAAGGAUCAGGAAACAGUCGUGGAGGUGGCAGAAGUACCUAAGGAGAAUCGAAAACAAAAUGAUGCAGUAGCCGAUGAUCACAAUUCAAUUAAGAAUCAGAAGGAUGUAUCCAAGGCGGAACUUAAAGCAAAGGAUCUACCCAAGGAGAGAACUGCGCAGAAUCGGCGGGUGGAUAUUCGCAUGAAACAAAAGGACGAUAUACGCAAGGAACAGAUAGAAACUACCAAAAAGCAACCGGAGGAUAUGCCCAAUAAAUUGCCAAAAGCGGUAUCACUCAAGGUAGCUGCUGUUCCGAGUCAAUCCGCUAAGGAAACCACUAUGCCCAAGGCCAACACAGCUGACAUGAAAGUUUCUCCCGCUCAAAAAAUUAUAGCUAACCAUCAAUCCAUUAAGACCCAAACGGAUCCGGUAAAAAAGCAGCGAUUGCAGGUUAAGAUCAGGCACUAUGAGAUGUUCUCUGACAUAAGGACCAGCACCUCAGCACCUUCCGAUCAACUGAAACAAUAUGAUCAAGACCCAGGAUCCGAGACAAAGAUCACGAAAAGUAUGUUGAUCAAUGAUAAAAAGAUCACACCGGAAAACUCUCAGGACCAGGAUCAAGAUUUGGAUCAGGUGGAAACAGUAAAACGAAAACUGGCGGAGCAUUUAAAAAAGGAGUUGCUUAGCCAGAGUCACCAGUCGCAGGUUGCGCUUAAGAAAACUAUCAAGGAAAGAUCAGUCACAAAUUUAAUCUAUCCACCACCCAGUGCACCAGUAUCCUCUACCACAAUAACACCAGCGCCCACGCCGUCGACGACUCCCACGCCUGGCUCUACACCACAGCCUGCGCUUACAACGCCAAUAGAACAGGAAAUGUCUGCGGCAAAGUCCAAAUCCAAGGCAGCUGAACAAAUAGUCACCCCACUGACGCCUCAAUCCAAUAGCAGCGUUAGCAGCAGCACUUCCACAACCAGAAAAACCCUAAACAAUUGUUCACCCCAAACGUACAGCAAGGCAACCGCGAGAUCGGGAAAAUCAAAGUCCAGAUUCCGUAUCGCCACGUUUCCGUAUAGUACGAGAACGUGGGAAGAUCAGGAGUUCCACUGUGACAACGAAUUCUUCCUGGAGGAGGCCAACGAGCUGCUGGCGGAUAACCCCAGUUUGGAGAUACCCAAGUGGCGGGAUGUCCCAGUGCCGCCUAGUUCGGAUAAAAGUAAAACAGAACCUUUAAGCGAUGCUGUCUUCGAACGGCGUCAUCAAAAGUAUGUGAAGGAUGAGAUCGAUCGAAAGUGCCGGGAUGCACGAUAUAUGAAAGAGCAAAUACGGCUCGAAGGGCUUAGGAUGCGCCGAAACCAAGACGAGGUGUUGGUUGCGCUAGAUCCGUUGCCCACGUCCACCUUCUAUCCGUUGCCUGAGGAUAUCGAGGGCAUUCAAUUCGUCAAUGAGGUGACAGUUCAAGCGUUUGGUGAAAAUAUGGUCAACAUGGAGGCCCGAGAUGACUUCGGCGUCGCCUGGGUGGAUGCUGUCGAAGCGUCUACAUCUAUAGCCAAGGCAAAGGCACUGGCUGAGCCGGUGGCAACGUUGGCUAGCAAAAAGCUGCCCACCACCACCGCCGAGGCAAGGUAUCAAGAAAAUCACUCCUCCUACGUUUUUCCAAAGCGACGCAAGCGCCAGAAGAAUCGUUAGCCAGACCGCUCCUGGUGGAACAGCUAUGGGAGCUGAGCUGGCGAGUUUCGAUCGGACGGAAAGCGUUGCGUUUACCAUGCUGAUUAUUUUCAUUUUGUAAUUUUUAAUUAUUUUUUAAGCGUAAAGUGAAAGCACCAGAGUUAACAACGAUUCCCAGAGAUCGUCAGAUAUCAAGUAAUCCAGAUCAGACGAUGUUCUUUGUAUAUAUGGUUCCUCAGCUGUCCGUUUUUAUUUGUAUAAUAAAUAAGCGGAAAUAUGACUUUUAAAAAAUUUAAAGAAAUUGUUGUUGUAGAAUGUUUAAACUUAAAAAUUUUCAAUCGUCUGAUAUUGCAUAAGAGAUCAUCAAAGACAAGGAAAUUUAGCUGUCAUAUUGAAUCAUAUCUAUGAAUAGUUAUUAAAUCUAUUUAAAAAAAUCUA
Drosophila eugracilis is the source of this 4015-nucleotide messenger RNA. RefSeq names its product protein male-specific lethal-1 (gene msl-1). Bases 377 to 3598 code for a protein of 1073 amino acids. Gene Ontology annotation, cellular component: MSL complex. The transcript is spliced from 2 exons. Lineage: Eukaryota; Metazoa; Arthropoda; Insecta; Diptera; Drosophilidae. The record is from RefSeq and is a predicted model, not a curated record.